CGCUCUAGAAAACAUUGGAAUCAAGUUCUACUAGAAAACAUUGGAAAUUUGUUUUAAGUGAACUUCUGAAUCGUUAUUUUGGCGGCAGUGGCGAAACUCCAUAAAAUUGAAGGAACUACGAAUACGGAUUGUAGCUUCUAGUUCUUGCAAUGUCUGAAGCAGAAUCGAUGGGAGUGGAUGUGGAAGAAAACCUGGCCAAUCCGACCGGGGAAGACGCAGAAGCUGCAAUGAUCGAGGAGCAGCAAUCGUACUCGUGGCCAGUGAUUCAAUUCGAUGCCCCUCCGCAGAGAACUUACCAUUUUUACAACCAGUUUCGAACUGGUCGGAACCCUAACAACUUCCUCAAGGGCGUGAAAUGGUCGCCUGAUGGGUCGUGUUUUCUAACAAGCUCUGAGGAUCAAAGUCUUCGCAUAUUCAACCUAUCAGAUUAUGGCAAUGAUGUUCCCGUCGGUGUAGCCGCUGAAGAUGAUUCUUUUACUUCCCACCUUGUUGUGGAUGAGGGGGAGUCAGUUUAUGACUUUUGUUGGUAUCCUUACAUGUCUGCUUCAGACCUUGUUACCUGCGUCUUUGCAAGUACCACACGUGACCAUCCAAUUCAUCUCUGGGAUGCAACGUCAGGCGAGUUACGUUGCACAUAUCGAGCUUAUGAUGCCAUGGAUGAAAUCACUGCUGCCUAUUCAAUUGCAUUUAAUCCAGCUGGAACCAAAAUAUUUGCUGGAUACAACAAAUUAGUGAGAAUAUUUGAUUUACAUCGGCCUGGUAGAGAUUUUAAGCAGCACUCGACCCUACAAGGAAAUAAAGAAGGGCAAACUGGCAUCAUAUCUGCAGUUUCCUUUUCUCCUACACAUAAUGGAAUGCUCGCCUUGGGUUCUUAUAGCCAAACAACUGGAAUCUAUAGGGAAGAUAAUAUGGAAUUGUUAUAUGUUCUACAUGGCCAAGAAGGUGGAAUUACACAUAUCCAAUUUUCAAAAGAUGGAAAUUAUCUAUACACUGGAGGUCGGAAGGACCCAUAUAUACUUUGCUGGGAUAUUCGCAAAUCUGUAGAUGUUGUGUACAAAUUAUACAGAUCAUCGGAACAUACCAACCAACGGAUAUAUUUUGAUAUUGAGCCAUGUGGGCAACAUCUUGGCACAGGUGGUCAGGAUGGUUUAGUUCAUGUAUACGAUCUUCAAACUGGGCAGUGGGUAACAAGUUUUCAAGCAGCACUAGACACGAUCAAUGGGUUCUCUUUCCACCCAUAUCUGCCGACGGCUGUCACUUCAUCAGGUCACCGAAGAUUUGUAGGACCUGAGAAUGACGAUGGCGAUUUAUGUUUGCGUGGUGAUGAAAAUUGUGCUUCUGUGUGGAGUUUCAAUUUUGCUUCAUCGGGGGAAGGUGAUGGUACAACACCAACUGAGCAAAAUUCAAGCCAAGGUCUCUGAAUUAUUAUUACUAUUUUUUGAUUAGUGUAAUUCUAACUUGCAUAAACAUUCCUGUGCAAUUAGCAAUCGAACUGUGCAGCUGCAUAACUAUCGUAUAAUAUUUCGUGUUUAAUUAUAAUUUAACAUAGUAUUAACCCA
This is a messenger RNA of Momordica charantia (bitter melon), 1559 nucleotides long. Its product is annotated as Transducin/WD40 repeat-like superfamily protein. Gene Ontology annotation, molecular function: protein binding. NCBI's taxonomy places the organism in Eukaryota, Viridiplantae, Streptophyta, Magnoliopsida, Cucurbitales, Cucurbitaceae. The record is from RefSeq and is a predicted model, not a curated record.